Selaginella moellendorffii is the source of this 1670-nucleotide messenger RNA. Its product is annotated as glutathione gamma-glutamylcysteinyltransferase 2. The record is from RefSeq and is a predicted model, not a curated record. Gene Ontology annotation, biological process: phytochelatin biosynthetic process; detoxification of copper ion; response to metal ion. The coding region runs from base 1 to 1497 and encodes 498 amino acids. Gene Ontology annotation, molecular function: glutathione gamma-glutamylcysteinyltransferase activity; metal ion binding. The transcript is spliced from 8 exons. NCBI's taxonomy places the organism in Eukaryota, Viridiplantae, Streptophyta, Lycopodiopsida, Selaginellales, Selaginellaceae.
AUGAUACCUGGUAAAUGCUGCGCUACGUGCGCUCAUCACUACAUUGACCCCAUAAACCCUAGAGCUCCUAGGGCGGCGAUGGCGGCAGUGGCGGGGCUCUACCGCCGCGUUCUUCCUCUUCCGGGCAUCGAUUUCACCUGUCGCGAGGGCAAGGAAAUAUUUCGCGAGGCUCUCGAGGAUGGAACCAUGGAGGGAUUCUUCAAGCUGAUCGCGCAUUUCCAGACGCAGGCUGAGCCGGCAUUUUGUGGCCUUGCCUCUUUGUCCAUGGUGCUCAACUCGCUGUCCAUCGAUCCAGGAAGAAAAUGGAAAGGACCGUGGAGAUGGUUUGAUGAAUCGAUGCUGGAUUGCUGCGAGCCGCUGGAGAAAGUGAAGACUGAUGGAAUCUCUUUUGCCAAAGUUACGUGCUUGGGUGAGUGUUCCGGUGCAAGAGUGGAAGCAGUUCGAGCCAGCGAGAGCUCGCUGGAAGAUUUCCGCAGCGUUGUGAAGAAAUGUUGCUCGUCGGAGGACGAGCACUUGAUUGCAUCAUACAACCGGCAGCCUUUGAAGCAGACUGGCACUGGACAUUUCUCACCGAUCGGUGGCUACCACGAGCGAAGAGACAUGGCUUUGAUUCUGGACGUGGCAAGAUUCAAAUAUCCUCCACACUGGGUGCCAUUGAACGUGCUGUGGGACGCUGUAAACACCGUGGACGUAUCAACUGGAAAAUCGAGAGGGUUCAUGGUUGUUACAAAGCGAAGCGAACCACCUUCACUCUUGUUUACUUCGUCUUGCAAAGUCGAGAACUGGAGGGAUGUUUCUAGAUUUCUCAGCCAGGAACUCCGUGUAGUUGUGCGCAAUGCAAAGGUGACAAGUGUCGAGGAUGUCUUCUCCGCUAUUCUCGAAACCUUUCCGGGCAAGGUAACCGGGUUUGUGAAAUGGAUAGUGGAGGUGAGGAGAUCGAACGAUGAAUCUGGCAAACUGGACAACGAUGAAAUGCAGCGAUUGACUCUUAAGACAAACGUACUAAAUCAGCUACGGAGCACAGAUAUGUACAAGCGGCUGGCUGGAUGGCUCAAGUCGACCCCGUCGUGCCCGUGCGCACUGUCUGAAAAGAGUCUCACAGACGAAGUUGGCGAGGCAUCGUGCCAAGGAAAGAGCCUGCUGUGUGGCGGACUGCAUAAAUCCAAGAGCUGUGCGAGCUGCGUGAGCUGCAAGAGAAUGACAAGGACCACCGACGGCCAGGGUGCUGGCGUUCUUAUCGGCGAUGGCGGGGUCAAGGAUGGCAACGUGCAAGUGAUAGUCCCAACUGGUUCGUGCGAAUUACACCCGACGCCCGUCGAUGUUGUGACUGUACUCCUGCUCGCGCAGCCCAGCGAGACGUGGUCAGAGAUCCCCAAUUCGGAAGUGAGAUUGGAGUUUGUCAACUUGGGUGCAACAGACAAGCUUCCAGAUUUGCUUCAACUGGAGGUUGUACACCUGCAGAGGCAGCUGCGAGUGCUCAACUGUAGCGACGAAUGAACUGGGGAAAAGAAAACGAGAAAGAACUCCAAGCGAGAAACCAUGAAACUCUUAUGAACUUUGAACUUUCCUCCCUGCAGUGCCUACAGUGAGCUCCUUCCUUGCUGUGUUAACAAAACUGGAACUACGAACUAUCUGCCAGACCUCUUUAAAGAAGUUUUAAAGUACGAGCU